AUGAAGCCUCUUGUCAAUACAGUUAUGUUUACUCACAGGAAGUAUAAGAUUGCAAAGGGAUACAUACUUCUUAAUUCAGUACAUGAUAGGGUUAAUUGGAGCAAGGAGGUUUGGGGGAGAUUGAAUACCCCAAAGCACAGUUUCAUGUUAUGGUUAGCUAUCCAAGACAGAUUGAAGACUAAAGCAAGAUUACAUAGUUUCAAUAUUCUUCCGGAAGCUAAGUGUCAGUUUUGCAAAGUGGCAGAUGAAACAAUUACUCACCUUUUCUUUGACUGCCCAUAUUCUAGUGACUGUCUUCAACAGGUUAAGAACUGGGUCUGCUGGAGCAUAACUGCGAGCCAACUACCUGGUAUUGUGAGGGUGAUUGGCAGAAUGAAGGCAACAAGGUUCAGGAAAAUGGUACUUUCAGUAAUUAUGGCUGCACUGGUGUACCAUUUAUGGAGGGUAAGAAAUGAAAGUAUUUGGUUAUCCUCCCUUGAUAAUCCAACAAGCAUUGUACAGAAGACUAAAGCAGCUAGUAAGAUUAGAAUCCAAAGUGUAUGGCCAAAAAAAGUAUCUGCUAAAGAUCUUGAAUGGUAUACUGUAUUAUAA
Messenger RNA from Humulus lupulus (European hop), 591 nucleotides. RefSeq lists its product as uncharacterized. NCBI's taxonomy places the organism in Eukaryota, Viridiplantae, Streptophyta, Magnoliopsida, Rosales, Cannabaceae. The coding region runs from base 1 to 591 and encodes 196 amino acids. The record is from RefSeq and is a predicted model, not a curated record. The transcript has a single exon.